UGAGAAACCAGCUUGUACCAUCCGUGACGGGAACGCCUCGCACGGAGCCCGCCACGCCACGCCGAGCAUCUCGUGCGGUUCGAGCAACGAGGCGCGUUCGCCGUUCGCUGCUGCGUUGGAUGCGAUGUUUGGCGUUGUGCAGCCGUACCGCUGAUUGGUUCUUUCCUCCUUGAACACGCUCUGUAAUUACCGCAGCGCAGCCGCCCCGCCCCGCCUUCCCCGCCCGGCGAUGGCUCGCAGGGCGCUCCGGGAGCCGCUCGCGGUGCCGGGCGGCCGCGCUCCCUCAGUCAAAGCUGGAGGUGUGAGAGUGUCUAAAAAGCAAGAAGCCAUACCUGCUGGGAGAAACGCUGGGCCCAAGGGAAGGGACAAGACAAGUAUUGUCAGUAUUUCAAAAAUGCAUCAGACGGACGUCGUGCUGCGCAAAAUAAGCCACGAUAUCCCUGCAGCAGCGUUACAAGUUGCUCACCAAAAGCCACUGCCUUCCUUGGAGAAGUUCAUGCUGCCUAAAAGAAUUUAUAUUAUUCAACAGCCACGGAAAUGUUAAGACAUGCCUUAAAGAAAACCAAAAAAAACCAAAAAACCCACUACGUUCACUUUGAAGCAAAUUUCUAUUCUAAUUAGCACGUAGCACACGGGUAAAAGGAUCAAAAGCUUGGCUGCCUUGUUACCUCACUGCAUUUCUGUUGGUGACAAUAAAAUACUUUAUAAAGAGUUACUUGGGUUGUAUUAAAAUAUCAUGGCUCUGUCUAAUCUGAUUUUACUGGUGUUCAAUAAUUGCUUGGUGCUGAGAAUCCAGCAGCCUUACCUGCCCUGUGAGUUUUCACUGAAAACUGCAUUUCCUCUUUUCAGUAGUAUUUUCUGUUUUGUUUUUUCCAUGUAGUGAUAGCAAAGCUGAAGUGAAUGUGAUCCUAAGGGAAGUCACAGCUGAAAGCCAUGUUCCCUGAUAGAGUUUACAUCAACUGUAAAUGAUCUCAAAUGCUGCUUAAAAGCCAGACUGCCCAACAUGUUGACCUCGAUGUUUGAAUGAUUUAGGCUGAGGGGUUCCAUACUGAUUUUUGUUUCAAGUUCAUUGCUAGCUUAGGAAACUUCAGAAAGAAGUGUCCUUGAGCCUUGCCUGCUUAUACAUCAGCAGAGAUAAUAAAAUAGUCCAAGUCCUUCAGAGGAUAACUGUCGUCUGCUGCUGCUUGGUUGGGCUCAGCCUUUUAUUG
This is a messenger RNA of Phasianus colchicus (ring-necked pheasant), 1208 nucleotides long. RefSeq names its product death associated protein like 1 (gene DAPL1). The record is from RefSeq and is a predicted model, not a curated record. NCBI's taxonomy places the organism in Eukaryota, Metazoa, Chordata, Aves, Galliformes, Phasianidae. Gene Ontology annotation, biological process: apoptotic signaling pathway; negative regulation of autophagy; cellular response to amino acid starvation. Gene Ontology annotation, molecular function: death domain binding.